This is a messenger RNA of Parus major (Great Tit), 2612 nucleotides long. RefSeq names its product theg spermatid protein like (gene SPMAP2L). The transcript has 8 exons. Lineage: Eukaryota; Metazoa; Chordata; Aves; Passeriformes; Paridae. The record is from RefSeq and is a predicted model, not a curated record. The annotation marks the transcript as partial.
CAUGUGAAAGAGCAGGCAGCCCAGGCCCCAGGUGUUAUCAAGCUUUUAAAUUCACCUAUUCUUGUCUUUGCAGUGUCACCUUGUUUACCUCGCAUAUGUGUACGCCCACGCAGCAGGAUACUUGAACUUGCAAAACCCAAGACAGUAUUUCAUGAAAGCAGUCCCACGCUUGUAUGGGGAAACCAAGAGACAAUAUGGCCCCUCUCAGGGGGUGCUAUGACAGCUCGACCAUCUGCAAGAAUAUUGGCUCUAUCCAGGCCCAAGGAAUAUUUUAGCACGUACCAGUGCAGGUGCAGACCAAUGAUCGGUGGGCGUACCGCACUAGCAAAGUUUGGCUACCCUUCUGAACGGCUGCUGAGGUUGGCUGAACCUAAAAAACUCCCCACUGCUUCUCUGGUCAGAAGAUCCCCUGAGUGGUCCGUGUCCCUGGCUGCACAGAACUAUAAUGCCUCCAAGCGUAUACUGGAGCUUGCCCAGCCAAAGAAGGUGCACCCAGACUUCAUGCCGCCCAGAGAGGUGCCAACACAAAUUUCCAGCUUUGCAACCUCGGCCAAUGCAUCAGCACGGGUCCAGAAGCUCGCAGAGCCCUUGAUAAGGGAGACAACCUGCUGCACUAAGCACACCCAUCCUGGUGAUCUCAUCUCUUCGGUUUCCAGGUCAUCUCAGAAGGCAGUUGCAAGCCCUCGGACCAUUGAGCUUUCGAAGCCGAAACAAGUCCAUGCUAAGUACAUUCCCCCACGGGAUCCUGAGUGGCCUGUGACACAGGCUGCCAAGCACGCAGUGGCUACACCAAGGGUUGUGGAGCUGGCCCAGCCUAGCACAAGACCUCGUAUGGGCUUGACUACACUCAACCCAGAUGCAUUCAAAGUGAAGGAGGCUGCUAUAAAGGCAGCUUGUUCUCCACGGAUCGAAGAACUAGCUCGACCAAUUCAGCGCUAAGCUCCCUCAGAAAUGCUCCUGCUAUCUGCCCACAUCACCCCUUGGAACAUCACUCUCUCUGGCCUGUGCUGUGGCUCGAAAAUCUCCUUGAACACAGUGCAGAGGUAGCACUCAGCAGGAACACUUUCUGUGAGUUCAAAUAAAAGCAUCAUUCCUUAAGAAUAGUCAUCAGGGAAAAUUAACAGAACUCGACCUAAUGUGGGAAGACUCUGUCCCUAGGAUGGGUUAUGUCUGGAGUUUCUCUCUUGAUUGCUGUAAUAGUUUAAGAAGUAAUGAAACAACUGCUGGGGGAAAGCAGCACAGGAACUGUCCUUUCACGUAGGGAAGUGUGGCAAACCACACCCAAGAGCACGCAGUAAGUUGAUGCAACACAAGUCCUGAAUUAGGGUUUAAAAAUUUUUGCUAAAUUUUAAUCAUCCUCUUACUGACACUCAGAAGUUUUGUGCUUGUGGCAGAAGUAGAAAUACAAAAGGCUACAAAGUAUGUUGAGUUGACUUGGAUUUGGGGCCUGUUUUCUCAAAUGCCUGGAGAACAGGCAGAUCCGGUUACGUAGGUGGGUGAAAAUCUGUGUGGUUCAGCUACUCAGUUGUACGACCCUGGGCAAAACAAGAGAGUUCUGCACUGGGAUAUUUGGAGCCUAACUCAAAAAAGCAGAGUUCCCCUCAGAGUAAGAGAGAAGACAAGUUGCAAACGCUUAGAAGGAAGCAAGUAUUGAUGGAAGAGUCUGCAGAACAAAUUCUGAGCUCCAGUCGGGUUUGUGGGUGAGUCAGUUUGGCAGCUGGAUUGCAGGGGAACAACAGCCUGUGUGGGGCAUGGCAUAAGGGAGAAUGCUUUUAUCUGCUUCCUACAAGGUCAGUGUGUUUUGCACUGGCUGCCCAACCACUGAUGACAGGCUGGAGAUACUGAGGCACAAGAGAUGCUCACCAGUAAGGGACAAAAGCCACAAAUGAAAGCAUAUGGCAGAUUCAGAGACAAUGUAUUUUAAUCUUCCCUGUGUUAAGCUGAUUCUCCUUCCAGAGGAAUAGAGGCAGGUGACCACAAACCAGAAGGGAUUAAUCAGAGGAUCCAUUAAUUGAUUCAGUAAUCCACUAAGUAGAGUGCUUCUGCAGCCUUUUGAACAAGGUAAGGUCACUGGGCAACGGUGCUGGUUAUUUUUAGAGCAGGCAUUGUCCUGUGCCAAAAUGGAUGAGAGUUUGGACUUCGUGCAAGAGCCUCAGUGCAGCUGCAUUCCUCAGGCUUGAGAAUGGCCAGAAGGAGACUGGGGUAUCCUCCUAAAGCCCCUACGCUGGUGGGGAACCCCAGCACCACCAGCCUCUACCUCUCCAGGGAUUAGGAGGUGUGUGGGGCUGUGUGGGCUGCCAUGCAUGGACCCACGGGUGCCCUGGGAGACGAGGCUGCCCAUGGCUGUCCCUGUGGCAAAGGGAAAACCCACUGUGCCCACUGAGGCUGCCUUGGAGCAACGUUGCCCUUCCAGAGGGAAGGAGUCUGCCUUCUGUCACGGUGGCAGGGAGCACAAGCAGGGACAUAAUAGACCUCCUCUCAUCAAAAAACAUUGGGUUUUUAUAAUUACACUGGGAAAAAUCCCAGAACAGACCGUGAAUUCUUUCUCUUUGGUGACCUUCAACAGAAAGGUAAAAAAGGCUUUCAAGGGAUGCUUGACUUUGUCUUACUAU